Messenger RNA from Histoplasma capsulatum G186AR, 1089 nucleotides. RefSeq lists its product as uncharacterized. The coding region runs from base 1 to 1089 and encodes 362 amino acids. Lineage: Eukaryota; Fungi; Ascomycota; Eurotiomycetes; Onygenales; Ajellomycetaceae. The record is from RefSeq and is a predicted model, not a curated record. The transcript is spliced from 7 exons.
AUGGAUCGUAGAGAUGACUUAUUUGAUGAUCGCCGCCGACUGGAGUUGGAUGCGGCGACGACGCGAUUUUUGACAGGCGCAGUAAUAAUAUGGGUCAAGGUCCUGGUGUCAAACGAUGACCGGGAAUCGUGGUAUCUCGUCAAAGGACAGUGGGUGAGGGCGAUCGAUCGGCUUUUGCGCGAGCGUUGGUUAGGUUGGAAGGUUGUUAAGACGGUGCGGUGCGGCUGUGAUGUGGUGCGUGUGAUUUACGGACGGGGUGGCGAUAAGAGGAAGAAGCCUUUUUACGACGGUAGCAAGCGCAGAGUUAGUUCGAUGAAUAGCCACAGGCAUGGAAUAAAGAAAGUCUGUGUUGCGGUAUGGAAUGGCGUGGAGAACAACGACGAUGAGAAGUUGUUUGAUCUGAGGGAGUUAAAAGAGAGAGGCGGAGCGGGAGAGGCGACAGAUCCUCCUUCACUUUGGGCGGAGAGAGACGAUGGAGGGUUGGUUGGCAGAAGGGGAGAGAGAGAGAGAGAAGGAGGAGCGAAGUCAAAAGCCAAACCGAGUGGCUAUUUUGGGCGUGGUUGGAAAGUCAGACAGCAGAGACAGGCCGAACCGACAGCCAAACACAGACAGACAAGACACACAGACGCCAGAAAAGCAGCGGACCCCGCGUAUUGGGAAAGUCACAUCCGCGACGGUUGGCCUUGUUCCUGCGCGGCAGAGGGUGGAGGAGGGUGGAGGAGCGACGGCAGGCGAUGGCGGACGAUGGCCGGUGGUGGAGGUGAUGGCGACGGAGAUGCGAUCGAUGUAAGGGCGACGGCGUGGGGCGUGGAGGUAGAGGUGGAGGUAGAGGUGGAGGAAGUGGAGAUAAGCGGGCUGGCGUGCUGGCGGGUGUGGGCGAUGGGCGUGGCUGGUAGUGGCGAUAAGCGCAGUGCCAAAACUUCUGGUCACGAGAGUGUCACGAGCGGGCUCGGCAGCGGGCCCGAUAAGGCAACCCAAGCGAGGACUGAAGGGACCCGGAAAGAGGGGUGGAGGUUGGACCACAAAAUAGGAAUGUCGAGUGCAGAACCUGGAGAGAAAGAGCGUGACGACAGAAGUAAGGAAGAGUAA